This is a messenger RNA of Oryza brachyantha (malo sina), 2335 nucleotides long. Its product is annotated as protein SEEDLING PLASTID DEVELOPMENT 1. The record is from RefSeq and is a predicted model, not a curated record. Gene Ontology annotation, molecular function: ATP hydrolysis activity. The transcript has 9 exons. Bases 1 to 2115 code for a protein of 704 amino acids. Lineage: Eukaryota; Viridiplantae; Streptophyta; Magnoliopsida; Poales; Poaceae.
AUGCUCAGGGCGCUCAACUCGCCGACGCCGCCGCUCCGGGUCCGCGCGGCGUGCCGCGUCGCCUCGCAGGGUGGUGGUGGCGCUCGCCCGGGGAGGCGAAGGGCGGGUGGCCCGCGCAGGGCGGUGCCGCAGCAGCCGCCCGUGCGACGGCCCUCCGGGGACCGCGUGUGCACGCCGUGGCGCGGUGGUGGCGUGGGUUCCGCGGCGAGCCCCGGUGCGGCGGCGGUGACGCCCGUCGUCGCGGCGCCAGGUGGGGUGAAGGGCGAGCUGGAGGCGUUCUUGGAGGUGGUGCCGGCGAGGAUGAGGCGGGGUUUGGCGCGGCACCCGGAGGUGAGUGAGCUAGUGGAGGUCGUCAUGGACCUCGGGCGCCGGCCGCUCGCGCGCUUCCCGUCGGGGGACUGGGUGAUCUCCGAGCAGGCUGUCACCGCUGAUGAUCUCCGCCAGGCCGUCUCAAAGGUAGGUGACUUCUCUGAGGAUAACCGAUCCGGGAUCAACCACUCGUUGCACAGGAUCAGCGCCAUCCGAAACCGCAAGGAUCAGAUAAUUGGUCUCACUUGCCGUGUGGGUCGAGCUAUAUCUGGAAGUGCAGAGAUGAUCCGUGAUCUGGUUGUGGGGGGCGGUUCAAUAUUGGUGAUUGGACCUCCGGGGGUUGGGAAGACUACUCUGAUCAGGGAAAUAGCUAGAAUUUUGGCUGAUGAGGGUAAGAAACGUGUUAUCAUAGUGGACACAUCGAAUGAAAUAGGAGGUGACGGGGAUGUGCCUCAUUCUGGCAUCGGACGUUCUAGGAGAAUGCAAGUUCCCAAAGUUAGCAUGCAGCAUAAUGUAAUGAUUGAAGCUGUUGAAAAUCAUAUGCCGGAAGUUAUUGUAAUCGAUGAGAUCGGUACAGAACUAGAAGCAAUGGCAGCCAGCACCAUUGCUCAAAGGGGUGUUCAACUUGUUGGAACUGCACAUGGGGUGACAAUUGAUAGCAUAAUUAAAAACCCUUGUUUGCAAGUGCUUGUUGGUGGGAUUGAGAGUGUGACUCUUGGCGAUGAAGAAGCAAAAAAGCGGAAAGUCCAGAAAACAAUUCUUGAGAGAAAAGGACCCCCAACAUUUUCAUGUGCUGUGGAGAUGAUUUCAAAGACUGAAUGCCGAGUACACCACAAGUUAGAAGCUACUGUUGAUGCUAUUCUUGCAGGAAAACCUCCUAAAUUUGAAGCACGUAAGAUGGAUUACAAGGCUACCGAGUCAGGAAGAUCAUUGGUGAUACCUGAGAGAGAAUAUGAAGCAGAACCCUUGCCUUCAUAUCAGGAACAUCUGGUUGCCAAGACAAUGCCAUCAGAGGAUAAAUUCGAUGAUGAUUUCAGCACCCGGCGAACAAAAAGCAGGAGUGUACCAUCAGAUGAUAAUUUUGAUGAUGAUUUUGGAUAUACAAGAAAAACAAAAGGCAAAACAUCUGUGCCUGGAAAAUCUCCUGUCCGUGUGUACACAUACCAGAUUUCAGAAGCUGAUAUCUUGCAAGUAGCAACGGUGAUGGGAUUUGAUGAUGAACUAGAUGUAACAGAUGACAUUGGAGCUGCCAAUGUGAUUCUUGCAUCAAGUUCUGAAAUGAAGCAAAACCACUGGAUUCGCAAUGUUGCCAAAUACCACAAGCUUCCCAUAUUUGUUGUUAAGACAAAUACAAUGGCUCAAAUCGUAAAGGCUGUUAGAAUGAUUGUUGGGAGGGAUAAACUUAGUGCACCAGCACGCAAGCAACCUAAGGUCGUGGGAGAGAUCGUGAUUGAAGAUGAUGCUCCAAAGAGGAAGCCAUCUUUGGAGGAAAUCGAUGCUUUGGAGGAGGCUCGCCUUGCAAUCGAGUACAUUGUAAUCCCAGGAGGGGAGCCCGUCGAACUCCUCCCAAGAUGUUCAGAAAUAGUUGCUCGGCAGCUGGAGCUUGUUGAAAGCUACCAGCUGCUGGCUGAAACCUUUGGAACUGACUCCAACUCAAGGUUGCAGAUUCUUCCAGUGAAAAUAACCAAGAAGAGCUCAAGCAAAGGCAGUACAGGAUCGACGCCCAAGCAGACCAGCUCUGACCUGAUCGUCAGUGAUAACGGAGGCGGCUCCAGUUUUUCUCGGCUGCCCUUUCUGCCGAAAUGACCACUAGAUUGACACUCUGAUCUGAUCACCGUUGCCUGCCAAAGUGUACAUCAUUCUUCUCUCCUCCUGUUGUUGUUUAUGUUGUACAUACAUACCUGUGCAGUGUUGUAAAUAGUGUUGAAUGUUAAAGAAUCGAAAGAGCAAAGCUAAUUGUAAUUGCCUUCCAUUCUUUUACAGAAAUAAAAUAUCACAUUUCUGGUGUCUUUGCCAGAUCAGCUCA